Molecule: messenger RNA, 3457 nt
Organism: Hordeum vulgare subsp. vulgare (domesticated barley)
Lineage: Eukaryota; Viridiplantae; Streptophyta; Magnoliopsida; Poales; Poaceae
Product: probable LRR receptor-like serine/threonine-protein kinase At3g47570
Exons: 2
Coding region: 1-3168 (1055 amino acids)
Biological process (GO): protein phosphorylation
Molecular function (GO): protein kinase activity; ATP binding; protein binding
Source: RefSeq, a predicted model, not a curated record
AUGGCACCUGCAGGAACUCUCCGCUCUCUUCCUCCACAUGGCGUCCUCAUUCUCUUCACUCAUCUUCUCAUCUUCAUGUCGUCCAAUACCGUCGCAAAAUCCAGCAUCAACGGGUCCGGGAUCGACAUGCAGGCCCUCAUCUCCUUCAAGCGCAGCAUCCAUUAUGAUCCCCUGGGUGUCUUGGAAUCAUGGAACAGAUCGAUCGGCUUCUGCAGAUGGACAGGGGUCACUUGCGGUACAACUCUUCCACCUCGUGUGGUCUCGCUCAAUUUAAGCGCUGCAAGCCUUAGUGGUCAGUUCUCUCCUUGGGUAGCUAACCUUACAUCAAUACAACUGGUAGACCUUUCAUAUAAUGGCUUCUCUGGAGCCAUCCCUGAGGAGUUAGGCACACUUCAACACCUACGAUAUCUGGAACUUCGAACCAAUAGUCUUGUAGGUAUCAUUCCUAGAUCAUUAGGCACUUGUAGAUCACUUAGAGAGGUCGAUCUCUCAUCAAACAUCCUUGAAGGUACUAUCCCAGAUUUCCAUAGGUUGCCAGCCCUCCAAACUCUGAUACUGUCAAGAAAUGACCUUAUAGGUACCAUUCCUAGAUCACUAGGUAAUAGCAGAUCUCUUAAAAAUAUCGAUCUCUCAUCAAACUUCCUUGUCGGCCCAAUUCCAGAGUUUGAUAAGAUGUCAGCACUCCAAAUUCUUGACCUUUCAUCUAACGACCUUUCUGGAAGCAUACCUUCAUCACUGGGAAAUGUUUCUUCUCUCAUAGAGAUACGGCUUGACACAAACAGUUUAUCAGGAGCGAUUCCAGAAACUCUGAGUCUUGUUCAGAACCUUAGUGUGCUGAAUUUAGCUAACAACUCCUUGUCGGGGCAUCUCUCAGCCAAACUUUGUAACAUCUCAUCACUCAUUUACCUUGAUUUAGCCCAAAACAAACUUACUGGAUCAAUACCACCUAGCAUUGGAAACACAUCGCCAAACCUUGAACGGUUGUCCAUGUCAGGUAAUGAAUUCAAGGGGUUAAUUCCAUCAUCACUUGCAAACGCAUCGUACCUCCGACGGAUUGAUCUUGGACACAACUCCCUAGUUGGACCAGUCCCAUCUCUAGGAUCUUUAUCUGACUUACGCGUUCUAAAUUUAGAAAGUAACUUCCUACAAGCUGAAGGUUGGGAAUUCCUUGUCUCUCUGACAAACUGUGCGCAACUUCAAACAUUGGACAUGAGUGGAAAUGCCCUAAAUGGAAAUAUCCCUAUAUCAGUUGGAAAUCUUUCUAGAAGUUUAGUGCGUUUAAGUCUUGGAAACAAUCAAAUAGUAGGCACAAUACCAAUUGAGAUUUUUAACCUUCGAAAUCUCCAAAUGCUUGCCAUGGGACAAAACAACUUCCUUUCAGGGGUUAUUCCUUCUAUUAUUGGGAACCUAGACCAGCUAGUUGUCCUAGACCUAUCAGGGAACAAAUUUUCUGGUCCGAUCCCAUUUGCAAUAGGUAAUCUUUCUCGGCUGAAUCAGCUUUAUCUAGAUGGCAAUGACUUGAGUGGGAACAUCCCAGCAACUUUAGGAAAUUGCAAGCAACUGGAUAUGCUAAAAUUAUCUUCUAACAACCUUCAAGGACCAAUACCAAGUGAACUCAUCAAUAGCACAACCCUCAUCCGUUUGGAUUUGUCAACCAACUACCUUACAGGAUCAAUACCGCCACAAAUUGGUGCAUUGCUUCAACUUUUCCAACUUGAUAUUUCCUUCAACAGAUUGUCUGGUCAAGUUCCACUUUCACUUGGCCAAUGUGUCCAACUAUAUUCUCUCAGAUUCAGAAGUAACAUGCUUAAUGGAAGCAUACCUCAAUCUUUCAGCAACUUGAAGUCUAUCAAUCAGAUCGAUCUUUCCCAAAACUCCCUUGUUGGACAAAUUCCAGAGUUCUUUGCAAACAUGGGUUAUUUACAGCAACUUGAUCUGUCUAUGAACUACUUCGAAGGGCCUAUUCCAACCGGUGGCAUCUUUCAGAAUCAUAGUGCGGUAAACUUGGAAGGAAAUGAUGAGCUUUGUGCAAGUGCAACCACCACCUUAUAUCAGUUCCCAGUUUGCACAACAACAUCAGCUGUUGGGAGCAAGAAGAAUGCACUCCUAUUGGUGAAAGUAAUUCCUCCCAUUGCUAUUGCCUUGCUCUCCUUGAUAUGCUUUGUCAUCACUCUUCUGAAGAGAAGGCAAGCACAGGCAGCUCCAUGCUACAAGGAGACAAUGAAGAAGGUUUCAUAUGGUGACAUAAUUAGAGCUACCAACUGGCUCUCUCCAGUUAACAAGAUCAGCUCAAGUCGCACCGGUUCGAUCUACAUUGGACGGUUUGAGUUUGACACGGAUUUGGUUGCCAUCAAGUUAUUCCAUCUCCAGGAGAAUGGUGCACGUGACAGCUUUGUUACGGAGUGCGAGGUGCUGCGAAACACCCGCCAUCGCAAUCUUGUCAAAGCUGUCACCGUAUGCUCGACAGUGGACCUAGAGAACAAUGAAUUCAAAGCUAUAGUUUUUGACUUCAUGGCCAAUGGAAGCUUGGACAUGUGGGUGCACCCGAAGCUACACAACAAUAGCCCCAAGAGAGUACUGAGCUUGGGCCAGAGGUUAAGAAUUGCGAUGGACGUCGCGCUGGCUCUGGAUUAUAUGCACAACCAGUUGACGCCUCCUCUAAUCCACUGCGAUUUGAAGCCAGGCAAUGUUCUUUUGGACUAUGACAUGACCGCAAGAGUUGGUGAUUUUGGGUCAGCAAGGUUUCUCUCUUCAGUUCCUGGUAGUCCAGAAGAUUUGGUUGGUGUAGAAGGAACAAUUGGAUACGUCGCUCCUGAGUAUUGCAUGGGAUACAAAGUUUCAACAGGGUGUGAUGUCUAUGGUUUCGGGGUCUUGCUUCUGGAAAUGCUCACCGGUAGGCGACCGACGGAUGCGAUGUUCACCGAUGGCCUGAGCCUGCACAAGCUUGUUAGCUCAGCGUUUCCAGGUAGACUCGGAGAGGUUUUAGAUCCCCAUUUGUCCCACGAGCAGCAGCAUGCGUGUGGCAGAGUGUUUAUGCGGAGAUACAUGGUACACUUGGUUGAAGUUGCCCUCCUGUGUUCCAUGGAAUCGCCUAAAGAUCGACCGGGGAUGGGGGAAGUUUGUGCCAGAAUUUUGUCUAUCAAAGAGGCAUUCUUUGAGUUCUGCUGAUUAACCUGCAGAUCUACACGUUCUUGAAUAAAAAUCUGUGACGUGGAUACUUUGCUGUAAAUCCUGGCUGAACAGACCUCUAGUUAUUAAUAUUUGAAAAGCAUCAGAACUCUAGUUAUUAAUAUGUAAGUUCCUAGAAAGAGUACAUGUUCAGUACUGGAGCUCCCUAUGUUAGAAAACUAGUACGUAUUUCCUAAUUGUGUUAUUUGUAUCUAGAGUAUAUUUCUAGAACCUGGGCGCAGAAUUGGAGCAGGGGAGAGGUCAUCUCCCUUUCUGAAAUUACCUUGGA